Erpetoichthys calabaricus (reedfish) is the source of this 2556-nucleotide messenger RNA. Its product is annotated as synembryn-A-like. NCBI's taxonomy places the organism in Eukaryota, Metazoa, Chordata, Cladistia, Polypteriformes, Polypteridae. The coding region runs from base 245 to 2062 and encodes 605 amino acids. Gene Ontology annotation, biological process: G protein-coupled receptor signaling pathway. Gene Ontology annotation, molecular function: G-protein alpha-subunit binding; guanyl-nucleotide exchange factor activity. Gene Ontology annotation, cellular component: plasma membrane; cytoplasm. The record is from RefSeq and is a predicted model, not a curated record. The transcript has 14 exons.
CAUGAGGGCCGAGUUCUCGUGUGAAAGUGUACUUCCGACAUCGGAUGUCAUACUUUUGUGAAUAAUCAAAGCGAACAAAGAUAUUUAGCUUCUUUAUUUGGCUUCGCAAGUGGAUAGGCGCAAUGGCUGCCUGCGUGGAACUUGGCACUUGUGUACUGUGAGACGCUGGACAGAAAACGUUCUCUUCUUAAGAUUGUCUCCCCUCCCCAAGAGACGUCGCUGUGAUCAUUAUAAGAGGAGAAGGAUGAACGUGCAGCAGAUACUGGAAAGCUUGGAUCUGGGAGAGCAGGAGCGUGUUCAAGCAGAGCUUGUCUUGUAUAACAAAGAGAAUUCAGAAUGCUUCUUCUUCAGUACUGAAGAAAGGGAGAAACGAAAGCAGUGGCAGCUUGAUGAGUUUAAACGUAUGAAGUACCGGGAUUAUGAACCACAGUCUGACUCAGACUGUGAAUUGGACUAUUUGGAUGACUCUGAAGUCAAGUUAAGACAGAAGCUGAGUCAAGCCCUCAUAAAGUUCUUGGCUGUGGAUCUACAACCAUCCUGUCAACUAAUUUGUCUAGAAACAAUUCGAAUUUUGUCAAGAGAUCGACAUGCAGUGGGGCCCUUAUCCACAGAAGAGGCGAUCAGUACUUUGGCUGGUUAUGCAGGGAUUAAUUCCAAGACAGAGUAUGCCAGUCCAGAAAAAGAACAGUCAAGUGCAUCUACUUUGAAAUUCAACCUGAGGGAUGCAGAAAUCAACUCAGAAGCUGUUAAAGCGAUCUGUAACAUUGUGUACAACAGCUUGGCCGCACAGGAUCAUGCAGCAAACCUCAGGUUGCUGUCAGGUCUGGCUGUGAGGGUAAAGCUCAGUACUGAAACAGGAGUAUCCCCCAGAGGCCUAUUUUAUGAUUUACGCCUCAUGUUUUUAUUAACUGCACUAAGGCCGGAGCUCAGAGUUCAACUGGCCAAAGAGGAUCGUGGGAUUGCUCUGCUAACAGAUCUGCUGGAGAACACACUAAAACCACGAUGGGCUGACAUCUUUGAAGUGCUUACUGACAAAGCAGCACCUCCUCUUAGUCAUGAUGUAUCUGAGAGGGCUAUGGAGAUCCUAAAGAUCUUGUUCAACAUCACCUUUAAUAUCAACAAGGGGGUAGUGGAUGAGGAGGAUGCAGCUUUAUAUCGCCACCUAGCAGCCAUUUUACGCCAUUGCCUCCUAAUCCAGUGUGAAGAGGAAGACCGGACAGAAGAACUACAAGGGCAUGCAGUAAACCUCCUUGCCAACCUUCCCCUGGGGUGCCUUGAUGUUCUGUUGGCUGCCCGUGUUGGUCAUGACACAGUGGAGUAUCUGGAUAUAAAUAUGGACUGUGUGGUAGCACUCCUCGGAUUUCUGAAUCGGAGAUUAGAUAGAGCCCAAAAGCUUAAGGAGAGAGUAACUCCAGUACUAAAUCUGCUAACAGAAAGUGCCAGAGUUCACAGAGAGACAAGGAAGUUUUUGAGAAUGAAGAUCUUGCCCCCUCUGAGAGAUGUACACACCCGCCCCGAGGUGGGCUCUACUCUGCGAAACAAGUUGGUGAGGCUUAUGACUCAUGUGGACACUGAUGUCAAGCAAUGUGCUGCUGAACUACUCUUUGUUCUUUGUAAGGAGAAUGUAUCUCGCUUUGUCAAGUAUACUGGCUAUGGCAAUGCAGCUGGUCUCCUAGCUGCUCGUGGCCUGCUAGCAGGUGGUAGAGGAGAAGGCGUGUACUCGGAUGAAGAGGAGGACACAGACACCGAGGAAUAUUUGGAAUCUCGAAAUAGGAUCAACCCUGUCACUGGUCGAGUUGAGAUGCCUCAACCUAAUCCCAUGGAGGGAAUGACUGAGGAGCAAAAGGAAAUGGAAGCCUUGAAACUGGUCAACAUGUUUGAUCGUCUGUCCAGGGAGCAGAUUAUAGAACCUUUUGGAGUCACAGUUGAUGGUCGACUAGCACGACUGAAAGAUACAAUGACAGACAACGCAGUACAAGAGUUGGAAGAUAAAGAAGAUGAAGAAGAAGAGGAGGACCCACAAGCCAAGCUGGAGCAUUCUGAGAGUCCCUGUGAACUCUGAGCUAAAAAGGUGCUGAGAGAGGAAAAAAAAUGUGAAAAACGCAAAAGUAAAUACAAAAUUAUAUUACAGUCCUUAUCAAGAGGAUUUGAUUACAAGUGGUACUUUUUGAUUGUAGCUUUGUACACUUCUGGUACAUUGGUGCCCAUCUUAUGUAAGCCAUUUCCUGCAAAGCUACCACCUGGUAGGAUGAUGAGAGUCAUGCAGAUGUGUUAAUUAUAGGAAGGAUUUUUUUUUAGAGCAGCAUCCUGCUUUUCGCCAAAAGCAUAAUAGGAGUGUCUUCUCUGGGAUAGCAGGGAUAAAUAAAAUGCCCUGAAAAAGGACUGGCUGGCUAUGGAGGCAAGGAGAUUGGUUUAGUUGGAGGAAAAAUUAUAUAAGGUUUAAUAAUAGAUGGAAUGUCCUAAGGUUACUGAACAGUAAUUUUGAAAUUUGCAGACUCUAUGAUAUUUUUAUGAAUAGACAAUUAACAUAUGCUCCUUUAAUAAAGUAUGGUAAAU